Clonostachys solani is the source of this 1416-nucleotide messenger RNA. NCBI's taxonomy places the organism in Eukaryota, Fungi, Ascomycota, Sordariomycetes, Hypocreales, Bionectriaceae. The record is from the annotation of a GenBank genome assembly.
AUGCUCAAGGAGAUGUCAAGAGACGAUCCCUGCUAUGCUGCGUGCUGCUGUCUCCUUGGCAUUGCAUACUACGACCGAUAUGAGAACUUGGGGGCCUUUGCGGACUUGGAGCUAUUCCUCACGAACCUUGAAACAGCCCUCAAUCUCACACCACAAGGCGACUCCAGCUGGGCGGUCCGAAGUCGGACUAUGGUGAUUGCAUACCAUGUCCGAUAUUCCAGAACAGGGGAUCCGUCAGUUAGGAAAAGAGCAAUGGACAAACACCAGGAAUGCCUUGGAAUCCUCUCUUUAGAUGAUCUAGACAGCGCAACCUCGUUGGCUGGACUUGCUCAAGGAUAUUAUAACCAGUACUUGGCUGUUGGGGAACCCGAGGACUUGAAGAGGGCCAUCCACCAUCAGGAAGCAGCUCUUGAGCGAUUGCCGGCGGACGAAUCACUGGGCGGAAUAGAUCUACUCCGAGACUUGGGUAGUAUGUACCUUGAAAGAUACAUUCUCCCCAGCGGCUCCAUGAGUGAUGUGGAUAAAGCAAUUGAGAAAUAUGAAUUAGCACUGGAGAAGACGCCCGAACAUCAACCAUCAAAGGCUCGUCAGCUUGCAGCUCUGGGGGUCGGGUACUAUAACAAAUAUCAAAGAGAAAAAGACAGACGCUACAUUGAGAAGGCGCUUGAGCAAGAACGCCAAGCUUUUAACCAUGCUCCGUCCCAUGUUGGAGAUCGUCUCGAGUCGGGUGUCCUGUUACUGAGAAGAUAUUCUGAAGUCAACGACUGGUCGCAGGCAUACGAAAUCGCAGUCAAGGUGCUGGCCUGGGUCCCACAGAUCAUGCAUCGGUUUCUUGACAACUCGGAUAAGCAAUCCCAGCUCGGGGCGUUGGUCGGUGUCGCCUCUGAUGCUGCAGCGAUUGCGCUCAGCGCAGGGAAGCCCGCUUUUGAAGCCCUGAGACUCGUCGAGAUCGGCCGCGGGAAUAUUGCCGGGUCUUUGAAUGAUAUGCGUCUCGAUGUUUCAACUCUCGAGCAGCAGUAUCCUAAGCUCGCAAAAGAGUAUACCACCCUGCGUGAUAGAAUCCUUGCUCUCAAGAAUUCUUCUGGGGAUCGGGUAGACGAGCGCUAUGCGGCUUGUGAAAAGCUGGAGCAGGUUAUCAAGGACAUACAGGAUCCUCCAGGCUUUGAUCGAUUCCAUGGCGAGCUCUCGGAGCAAGAAUCAAUAAGAGCAGCGGAGCAUGGCCCGGUUGUCAUCGUCAACGUGAGCGAGAUCCGUUGUGAUGCACUGAUCAUUGAAAAGUUAAGAAUCUAUACAGUUCCACUGCCGGAACUCGAUCACUACGAAGCGCAAGAGUUUGCUACGGGGUCUUUACAGGACAGGAAUAUCCUUGAAUGGCUGUGGAGAACGAUAGCUGAACCCGUUUUAGAUGUGCUGUGA